AUCUCGGACUUAAAGCGACAGGACGCCGGGAACUCAAACGCGGGGGCGGUGCAGCGCGGCGGCGGCGGGUUCAGUCCGCGGGCGGCAGCGCGGCCGGGCGCCUCGGCCCGGGAGAGGGGUGCCGGCAUGGCCCAGCAGAGAGCUCUGCCGCAAAGCAAGGAGACGCUGCUGCAGUCCUACAACAAGCGGCUCAAGGACGACGUCAAGUCCAUCAUGGACAACUUCACCGAGAUCAUCAAGACCGCCAAGAUUGAGGAUGAGACGCAGGUGUCGCGGGCUACUCAGGGAGAACAGGACAAUUAUGAGAUGCACGUGCGAGCCGCCAACAUUGUUCGAGCUGGUGAGUCCCUGAUGAAGCUCGUGUCCGACCUCAAGCAGUUUCUGAUCCUCAAUGACUUCCCGUCAGUGAAUGAGGCCAUUGACCAACGCAACCAGCAGCUGCGAGCGCUGCAGGAGGAGUGUGACCGGAAGCUUGUCACCCUGCGGGACGAGAUCUCCAUUGACCUCUAUGAGCUCGAGGAGGAGUAUUACUCGUCCAGCUCGAGUCUUUGCGAAGCUAAUGACCUGCCUCUGUGCGAAGCUUACUGGAGGCUGGACCUCGACACAGACUCCGCGGAUGGCCUCUCGGCCCCUCUGCUGGCGUCCCCGGAGCCCAGUGCUGGCCCCCUGCAGGCUGCAGCCCCUGCCCACUCCCACGCCGGCGGCCCUGGCCCCAUGGAGCAUGCCUGAGCCUCCAGGGGGUGCCCUCCCUGGGCCCUAGUUUCUCAGGAAUGAAACCCAGGGCUCCCCUCUGGAUGCCACCACAGCAUCACUUCUUUUAGCCUAAUUUCCCACUUGGGGACCCUGGAGCUGUGGCGGUUUCCUUGGGAAUCUCUUCAGCCCGGGUCAGCCCUCCCAGGACGGAUCAUUUCCGAGUGGCCCGUCCCUCGAGUCAUCACCCCCAUUCCUGCCUUCCAGGCCGGCCAGGUGGAGGAAGUUUCCAGGACAGGUUUGUCCCAUUGAGGACCUCAGCAGCAGGGCAGGGAGGACACCUGAUAGGAAGAUCCCACCU
Cynocephalus volans (Philippine flying lemur) is the source of this 1051-nucleotide messenger RNA. RefSeq names its product mediator complex subunit 22 (gene MED22). Gene Ontology annotation, biological process: regulation of transcription by RNA polymerase II. Gene Ontology annotation, cellular component: mediator complex. The coding region runs from base 127 to 729 and encodes 200 amino acids. The record is from RefSeq and is a predicted model, not a curated record. The transcript has 5 exons. Gene Ontology annotation, molecular function: transcription coregulator activity. NCBI's taxonomy places the organism in Eukaryota, Metazoa, Chordata, Mammalia, Dermoptera, Cynocephalidae.